Nerophis lumbriciformis (worm pipefish) is the source of this 1281-nucleotide messenger RNA. The record is from RefSeq and is a predicted model, not a curated record. NCBI's taxonomy places the organism in Eukaryota, Metazoa, Chordata, Actinopteri, Syngnathiformes, Syngnathidae.
AUGAAGAAACAAAACAUCCGGACCCUCUCGCUCAUCCUCUGCAUGUUCUCCUACUUGCUGGUGGGCGCCGCCGUCUUCGACGCGCUCGAGUCCGAGACGGAAAGCUCCCGCAGGCGCGUCUUGGAGCAGAAGCGCAGCGAGAUGAAGAAGAAGUACCGCUUCUCCGAGGAAGACUACCGCGAAAUCGAACGGGUGGUCUUGCAAGCGGAGCCCCAUCGAGCCGGGAGACAGUGGAAAUUUGCUGGUUCUUUUUAUUUCGCUAUAACAGUUAUCACCACCAUUGGUUAUGGUCAUGCAGCACCAGGCACAGAUGCAGGAAAGGUGUUCUGCAUGUUCUACGCAGUACUGGGCAUUCCUCUGACUUUGGUCAUGUUCCAGAGCCUGGGAGAGAGGAUGAACACAUUUGUGCACUAUCUCCUCUAUAAGACCAAACAGUGUAUAGGCCUUCAACUCACUGAAGUGUCCAUGGAGAACAUGGUUCUAAUGGGAUUCUUAUCCUGUAUUGGCACACUAUGUGUGGGGGCUGCAGCUUUCUCUCAUUUUGAAGGAUGGAGCUUCUUCCAUGCUUAUUACUACUGCUUCAUCACACUCACCACAAUUGGCUUUGGAGACUUUGUGGCCCUGCAAAAAAAAGAGGACCUCCAGGAGAAAACCCCCUAUGUCGUUUUCAGCUUCAUGUACAUUCUGGUGGGGCUUACAGUUAUCGGAGCCUUCCUGAACUUGGUGGUUCUACGUUUCCUCACCAUGAACAGUGAAGAUGAGAAAAGAGAUGCUCAAGAAAGGGAGUCUCUGAAGAGGAACAGGCACGUUUUGGAUGGGGCUUUGAUCCUCCGUCUCAAGGGGGAGCAUGACCGAAACGACUGCAGACACAACAUGGCAUAUAGACACAGCCAGAGUCCGCUGUUCCUUCCGAUGGAGGAGGGUACGAGUCGCACCAACCUGAUCAGCUCCUCGGCAGACAAUCACAAGAGAAGGAAAAGCCCCUGCAAACAUAAGAUGCAUUUGCAGUUGACGACAGAUGCACGCAAGCCAGAGUCAAGCAUAAGCUCUUUGUGCUCCUGCAUGUGUUACCGCCUGGGCAUUUGUGAUAGCCCUCUCAUGGCCCGGAGUCAACAGAAAGGCUGCCAUGGCAGCUCUGUUUACUACAAUUCUGUUUCCUAUAGGAUCCACAACAGCUCGGCAGGCUCCAGGAACAAUACUGGAGUCUCUUUGCAUGGAAGCACACACUCAUCAGGGCGUCGCUUCAACGAGUUCCUUCGAUCAAGGAGAAUGUCAGUGUAA